CGUUCACUCGGGUGGCCGCGGAGUAACUCAAUCGGGGAAGUGGGACAGGAGCGCAUCACGUUCGCGAGCUCGGAGCGGCAAAAGUCAAGAGAAGGCAGAGCGGGACUGCAAGUGGAAGGCUUGAGAAUGGGGAGCUCCCGGGCGCUGGCGCGGCUGGUGAACCUGUGCAUUUCUGUGAAACUUCUCAUUCUGCUGAGUGAAGCCGGCUCGGCUGAAGGCAGCCUCAACAUGUGGAUAGAUGCUCAUCAAGCCAGAGUUCUCAUAGGUUUUGAAGAGGAUAUUCUAAUCGUUUCCGACGGUAAAAUGGCUCCGUUCACUCACGAUUUCAGGAAGGCACAGCAGAGAAUGCCCGCGAUUCCAGUCAAUAUUCAAUCCGUCAACUUCACCUGGCAGGCUACGGAACAGGCUUUGUAUUUUUAUGAAUUCCAAUCUCUUCGGUCAUUGGAUAAAGAUGUGAUGGGAGAUCCUACAGUGAACAUUCCAUUGCGAGCAACCAUCUCACACAAGGCCACAGUUGUGCAGGUUGGAUUCCCUUGCCUUGGUGGCCAGGAUGGAGUAGCAGCUUUUGAGGUCACUGUGGUCAUUAUGGAUGCUGAAGGGAAUGUUAUACUUCGAACCCCUCACAAUGCAAUAUUCUUCAAAACUUGCCAAAGAGCCAAGUGUCCGGGGGGAUGUCGCAAUGGAGGUUAUUGUACAGAGAGACAGGUUUGUGAGUGCCCUGAUGGAUUCUAUGGACCUCAUUGUGAAAAAGCUCUGUGCAUCCCCAGAUGUCUGAAUGGAGGACUGUGUGUCAGUCCAGGGUUGUGCAUCUGUCCUCCUGGAUACUUUGGUAUUAACUGUGAUAAAGCAAACUGUACCUCAACCUGUUACAAUGGUGGAACCUGCUUCCAUCCUAACAAAUGCAUUUGUCCUCCAGGAUAUGAAGGGGAUCUGUGUGAGAACAGUAAAUGUCGGCAACCUUGCAGAAAUGGAGGAAAAUGCACUGGGAGAAACAAAUGCAAAUGUGUUAAAGGUUACCACGGUGACCUGUGUUCUAAGCCUGUUUGUGAACCUCACUGUGGACCACAUGGAUCCUGUAUCGAACCCAACAAGUGUGAAUGCAGGGAAGACUGGCACGGAAGACAUUGUAACAAGAGAUAUGGAGCCAGUCUAAUGAACACCCUCAGGUCAGCGGGCUUCAAGCACAGACAGCGUACGCCUUUACCUAAGGAGAAUGUCGAGAGUCACAUACCACCCGAAUCUAAUUACAUUUGGUAAAAGGAAAACAUCUGAAACCUUUUACUGUAUAUACAGUUUACAACUCCACCAACCCAAAUGAGUACUAAGUUCAAAAAAAAACAAAGUCUGUAAUGGAAAAACCACUCAUCUGUUUUGCCAUGUUAUCUUCAGAAUGCUAAUGUUGGAGUAGUCUUUAAUUACUUGAGAAUAUCCUUUUUAUCCUCUGCAUUUUAACAGAAUUACUGAAUAAUUUUAGCCCAAUUAUUUUAAUAUGUAAUGCAUCAUGAAUUUAAAUUAAUAAACUUUUACACAAUAGUUAUAUGUCAUGCAACAAUAAAUAUCAAAGAAAAAUUAUUUAUACAUGUCAUCUACCACUUGUUGGCAUACCACCCAACAAGGGGUCAGUUUAUAUAUUUAAAUAUGUAUAUACUCAUGUACACAAAAUACAUAUUGAAUGAUUUAAAUAUUCAGAAUAUCUUUGAUUUGCAUCAGCAUUAAAAUUGCCUAGAGAUCAAGUAAGUGGUCACUUAACUCCAGCUGUAGGGCACCUUUAAUCAGUUUGUUGCUGUAAAUCUUCCAAUAAAUGGACCCAUUUUAUACUUUCUUCUGCAAUUUAAUAGGAUUCAAAACAAAUAAAUUCUUCUGUCUAGGCUUUUAUAAUUCAUGCAAAUAUAUUUCAGUGGAAUUCUUUGUAGCAAAUGUAGACAAAAUAUGUAACUGAAGUCUCAUAAAUAAAGCCAUUACAUGAAAGUAUAAUGCAAAUUUUGGUUUGAAUACCAACAGAAUAUAACCACAAGAUAUUCUAUAUUGAUGUUAGAAUGUGUGUGUUGGUACACAUACAAUUUUCACCAGAGUAAUGUUGUUAACAGACCAUAUUUCUUCACCUUUUAUUAAAUGCUUAAUGAUUUUCAGUUGUAAAAUGAUCUUAGUUCAAUUUUCAAGGCAAUUUCAGAAAAUGCUAUCUGCAAUUGCAUAAAAAUAAAGACUUUAUAAUUCACGGAGUUGUGUCUUUAAAAUAAAGAUUCAAUGUAAGUCUUAAAUGACGUGAAGUUAUAUUUUUCGUAUAAAAUGUCUUUGCAACAAUCUUAUGUCAAUGACAGUGAGUUACAUUCAAUCAGAGGUUCUUCAUUGUUUGUUCUUGGCAGUGAAAUUGUAAGUGGAAGCCCGUUGCAGUGUCUCGAUUCCAAAUAUUGGCUUUCACCUUCGCCUCUGCAGAUGCUGCUUGGCUUGCUGAGUUCUUGUUUUUGUUUUUGUUCCAUUUCGGUGCUGCUUAUCUUGUUUGUGCACCUUAUGUUUGGAGUGCCUGUCGGUUUGGAAAACGUGCAGUGAUACAUUGGGGAAAGCAACGAUGAAGGUGUCUCGCAUCUCAGAAGCGCUCUAACAUUGAGUCAUAUUAAAGAGAUAAUUGCAGCGAUGCUCACAAGUCAAGAGGUGUACGUCUAAGGACCUAGGCAAAGAAUACAUUGCUCUCGUUUCCACUGGAAUGUGCUAAACGUCCGGUGUUGCUGAUACGCUCUCUUCAACAUUGUU
Molecule: messenger RNA, 2748 nt
Organism: Hypanus sabinus (Atlantic stingray)
Lineage: Eukaryota; Metazoa; Chordata; Chondrichthyes; Myliobatiformes; Dasyatidae
Gene: wif1
Product: wnt inhibitory factor 1
Exons: 10
Coding region: 127-1257 (376 amino acids)
Biological process (GO): anatomical structure development
Cellular component (GO): extracellular region; cell surface
Molecular function (GO): signaling receptor binding
Source: RefSeq, a predicted model, not a curated record